Molecule: messenger RNA, 1549 nt
Organism: Dipodomys spectabilis (banner-tailed kangaroo rat)
Lineage: Eukaryota; Metazoa; Chordata; Mammalia; Rodentia; Heteromyidae
Gene: Tfam
Product: transcription factor A, mitochondrial
Exons: 7
Coding region: 151-906 (251 amino acids)
Molecular function (GO): transcription cis-regulatory region binding
Source: RefSeq, a predicted model, not a curated record
GAGCUCCCAUAGUGCCUCGCGAGUGGCGGGCAUGAUAACAAACCCUGGGCGUCCGCACGCGUGUUCGGGUCGCCCCAGCGGGGGCUCCGCGGUGGUGAGGGGGCGGUUCUGCGGGGUCGGGUGCCGGCUGCUGUCUGGUCCGCCGGCGCCAUGUCGCUCCUCCGGGGCGUGUGGGGCGCGCUGAGGGUGCUGGGAAGAUCCGGAGCGGAGCUGUGCACUGGCUGUGGGAGUCGCCUGUGUUCACCUUUCAGUUUUGUGUAUUUUCCAAAAUGGUUUUCAUCCACCUUGAGUAGUUAUCCAAAAAAACCUAUGACUUCCUACCUUCGAUUUUCUAAAGAACAGCUACCAGUAUUUAGAGCUCAGAACCCAGAUGUGAAAAAUAAAGAACUAAUUAGACAAAUUGCAGAGGUAUGGAGAGGACUUCCUGAGUCAAAGAAAAAGAUAUAUGAAGAUGCUUAUAAGGCAGACUGGAAAAUAUACAAAGAAGAAAUAAACAGAAUUCAAGAACAGCUUACUCCAAGUCAGUUGCUGUCUUUGGAAAAAGAAAUCAUACAAAGACGUUUGAAAAGGAAAGCAUUAAUAAAAAAGAGAGAGUUAACAUCUCUUGGAAAACCAAAAAAAACUCGUUCAGCAUACAACAUUUUUAUAGCUGAAAAAUUUCCAGAAACCACAGAGUCAUCAUCUAAGGAAAAAUUGAAGACUUUAAAUGAAAAAUGGAAAAAUAUGCCUGCUUUUCAAAAGCAGGUUUAUUAUCAACUAUCUAAAGAUGAUAAAAUUCGUUACGAGAAUGAAAUGAAAUCUUGGGAAGAACGGAUGAUAGAAGUUGGGAGAAGUGAUCUUAUACGUCAAACCAAGAAACUACAACCCAAAGCUACUACUGAGAAACUAAACCUCAAAGAAGAUUGAGUUGUGUUCAUGAUGGUUGGGCACAAGAAACCAAUUAGGUCUCAAUACCUGACAUUGUAACAUCAGAAUAGAUAAAGUUGGUAAACAUUUUAUAUUCAAUUCCUUUUUCUUUAGCCCAUGGACUUCUGCCAGUUGAACAUAUUUUGUAUUAGUAUUUGUAAAACAGAUGAAGGUCAUGAAAAUUUUUGUGUUCAUAAGAACCACAGAGGGUCAAAAUCUUUCAUGCAAAUUUAGCAGGGAAUCAUUUUACCUUUGAUAAAGGUAAAUCAGACUGUGAAGUUUUUUUUUUAUACUGGAUGCUGAUGGAUAUUCUUGCCUCCCAAUGGAGGCAGGGACUUGUUUUCAAACUUUUCAAUACUGUGGAAGCCACAGUGUUCUCUUGAUAUAAUUGUGCCGUUAAAAAAAUGCAGCCAGAACUCAUAUCUGGGUAAACUCUAAUUCCUAGAUGUAAUUAGUACAUAUUCAGAGUUGAUAGCUGUACAUGCAAGUACUGGUUAGUUUCAGUAACAAUCUUUUAUAAAAGGGACUGAGAGAUUUAUAAACCAUUUUCUCAUUGUCUUUUCCUUUUACCAAAGGGAAAACGAAUUAUGUACUAAAUCUAUGCAUAUUUUAUAUAGCAUAGAAUAAAAAUUCUAAUAUUUCA